AUGACGGGAAUGGCCUUUGCCCGGGUGAAGUACCUCGAUGACGCUGCACAGUUGGUCUCAUCAGCUUCUCCAUCGACGUCCGCUUUUCUUCAAGCUCGUAUUGAUGGACUGGUGAGUGGACGUAUAAGCUCGAACGCUGCUCAAGAAUUGAGCAAUGAUGAAAAGGCUCACUAUACGACACUAUCGAUUCCCAAGGAUAGACACUUGGACGUAUGUGCUUCAUGCGGCUUCCCCUCUUUGGCCACCUCGUUGAGGGUCGAGAGUAGGAGACGCUCAAAGUCUAAGCAGACACGCAUUUCUUCCACGGCAGAGAAACGCGUCUUUGUUGAAUGCCCAAGCUGUGGUGCGAAGGCAUUCCACACCCUACCAAAUCAGCCGAAGAAGCGGAAGUCUGGGGCGGAGCCAACAUCUGCGGACGAAGCCUCAAUGCGGAAAGCACUCUCAUCAAAACCUGAGCAGGCAGAGGCAGAGCUCUCAAAAUCGUCUGAGACUCCAAGGACAAGCAAUCGAAAAAGGACGAAGAGCGGAAAGGGUAAUAGCCUGUCGGCUAUUCUAGCUAGAAGCAAGCAACAAGCUGCUCAUUCGAGCCAAGGAUUUGGACUCGAUCUCAUGGAUCUCAUGAAAAGCAUCUAA
Molecule: messenger RNA, 633 nt
Organism: Verruconis gallopava
Lineage: Eukaryota; Fungi; Ascomycota; Dothideomycetes; Venturiales; Sympoventuriaceae
Exons: 1
Coding region: 1-633 (210 amino acids)
Source: RefSeq, a predicted model, not a curated record